AUGCGAUCUCAAGCAGUACGAACUCUGAAAGCAUCCCUGAGGCCACGCGCCUUUGUCCAGCCAGCUACCAUCUCCCGCUCCCAUUCAACCUUUGCUGGCAAGAACAACCGUUCCACGCCUGGAGCUAAGGUGCUGAGAGCAGCCCCGACUAUCCCGUUCUUUGGCGCGUUCUUUAGCUCUCACAAGCCUGAGGAGUCAAGCGGCAGCAUGUCUUACCCCGAUCAGCGCAGUGAAGAUCAGUGGCGAGCGGUAUUGAAUCCCGAGCAGUUCCGCAUCCUUCGUGAGAAGGGCACUGAACGCCCCGGCACCGGCGAGUACGAUCAACACCAUCCGACCAAGGGCGUGUAUAACUGCGCCGGGUGUGACGCCCCGCUUUAUACAGCCGAACAGAAGUUCAAGUCCGGUUGUGGCUGGCCCGCUUACUUUGAUUCAAUUCCCGGCGCCGUAAAGAGACAUGUGGACACUACCUUUGGCAUGAAGCGAACUGAGAUCGUCUGCAGUAACUGUGGAGGUCAUCUCGGCCAUGUCUUCGAGGGUGAAGGAUAUCCAACCCCCACUGAUGAGCGUCAUUGUGUGAACAGCGUCAGUCUACGUUUCACCGAGGACCAAGGUGCUUCUGGAAAGCCGGCGGAAAAGGCGAAAGCUUGA
Penicillium maclennaniae is the source of this 648-nucleotide messenger RNA. Its product is annotated as peptide-methionine (R)-S-oxide reductase. The transcript is spliced from 2 exons. Gene Ontology annotation, biological process: protein repair; response to oxidative stress. Gene Ontology annotation, molecular function: peptide-methionine (R)-S-oxide reductase activity. Bases 1 to 648 code for a protein of 215 amino acids. The record is from RefSeq and is a predicted model, not a curated record. Lineage: Eukaryota; Fungi; Ascomycota; Eurotiomycetes; Eurotiales; Aspergillaceae.